Penaeus vannamei (Pacific white shrimp) is the source of this 1301-nucleotide messenger RNA. The record is from RefSeq and is a predicted model, not a curated record. Lineage: Eukaryota; Metazoa; Arthropoda; Malacostraca; Decapoda; Penaeidae.
GAAAGACGGGCGUUAUUGCCGUGUGCGCGGUGCGUCAGGGCGGUCGGAAGGAAAGGAGCGUGCGUAAUUUUAUCGAGAGUGAAAUUAAAUGGAGGAAUUUCAUUAGAUGUGAUUUUCGAUCAUGUUCUUGUUUUCUUGUGUUUAUUUGUCGAUUGCGUUUGAUCACGUGGCCAAAUGACGUAGGUAAUUAAGAGAUAAUGAUAUUUUAGUGUUUCUUAAUUUAAAAAAUAAUUAUAUUCAGUGAUAAUAAACCGGCAGUGACUUUCAAUCGAAGUGCCAACAGUGACAACACCACCAACACCUCGCUAAAAAAAAAAUACAUAAUUCCCUUUACUAAAAAAAUUAAAUAAAUAAACAAGCAUAUAACGCGUUACACCUGCUCUCUGUACAGGUGUCAAAAAAAAAGAGAAAAAAUCUUUCCAAUUCAUUCUCCAGACACCGCCAAGAUUCCUUCCAAGGUCUUCUUCAAGAUGUGGACUUUACAGCGACCCAGCAAGGACCCUGACAAGAAGUGGAGGCUGAACAAGGAGAGCAAGUACUCCUCGCUGCUCCGGCCGGGCUCCAAGAAGAACAAGGAGAACAAGGAGCCUGAGACGGUCAUCAACUACCGCACGGUCGACCGCCUCCACGACCGCAUCUCCGACCGCUUCAUCGACCCCCGAGCCGACCCCAGGCUCCUCGUCGACCCCCGGAUGGCCAUGGACCCCCGGAUGGCCAUGGACCCCCGCAUGAUGGACCCUCGUCUCUCCAUGGACCCCCGCCUGGCGAUGGACCCCCGCAUGGACCCCAGGCUCCUCGAACUCGACCAGGAGGCGCGCGUGGAGGCCAAGGGGGCCGCGGAGGGGUCGCGCCUGCUCCUCGACCCCAAGCCGUCGUCGCCCGAGUUCAAGCCGAAGCAGGAGGCCAAGUUCGAGGGCAAGGAGGUGCGCAUGGAGCCGGCGGGGCGCGAGGCUCCCAAGGCCGUGCGGGAGCCCAGCAGAGACCGCGCCGGAGGAGCAGGAGGCGAGAGGGGAGGGAAUGGAGGAGGAGUGCCUGGAGGAGGAGGAGGAGGAGGAGGCGGAGGGGACCUGAGGGAGCGUCUGGAGCGUCUGGAGGCUCGUCUCGGCCGCUACGAACCCGACGGAGGCCGCGAGAAGUUCGUGGAGCGCUACGUGGAGCACGUGAGCCGCGAGAGGGAGCACAGCGCCAGGGACAGAGAGCAAGAAAGAGGCAAGAUCUCCAUGAAUUUCUUAGAACAGGAUGCAAAGGACUUACUGUACUACUUCAACGCUGAACAGUAUCCAGCAUAUAUCUACAUCUAA